Messenger RNA from Perca fluviatilis (European perch), 2855 nucleotides. RefSeq names its product neoverrucotoxin subunit beta-like. The record is from RefSeq and is a predicted model, not a curated record. Lineage: Eukaryota; Metazoa; Chordata; Actinopteri; Perciformes; Percidae. The transcript is spliced from 4 exons. Bases 5 to 1828 code for a protein of 607 amino acids. Gene Ontology annotation, molecular function: protein binding.
AGAAAUGGCCUCAGAUAAUAAGACCGUUGCUGCCCUGGGUCGACCUUUCACCCUGGGAAUGCUCUAUGAUGCUCGGACAGAUGAACUGAUCCCAGGUUUGACAAUGUGGGAUGAUAAAACUCUACAAGACAAGAUAACUGAAAGCUCUCAACACUCCAGUGCAUUUGACAUAGCUGCAUCUGACUCCACUGAAUCCAAGUGCACUCUGCUGGAUGUUGAAGCUUCUCUGAAGGUCAGUUUCCUGGGUGGACUGAUUGAAGUUGAAGGAUCUGCCAAGUAUCUGAAUGAUCAGAAGAAAUUCCACAAUCAGAGCAGAGUGACACUUCAGUACAAAGCUACCACCAACUUCAAGCAGUUAAUGAUUGAUCAUCUAACCAUGGAGCCCCAACAGAUGGAUGUCAUUCAGAAGAGCUCAGCAACACAUGUAGUCACAGGCAUCCUUUAUGGGACAAAUGCUUUCUUUGUGUUUGACAGUGAAAAGUUGGAGGCCAGCAGCGUUCAGGACAUCCAGGGCAGCAUGCAAGCUGUAAUAAAGAAGAUCCCCUCAUUUGAUUUCGAGGGGAAAGUUAAGAUUCAGCUGACUGAUGAAGAAAAAGCCCUGACACAGAAAUUCUCCUGCAAAUUCUACGGAGACUUCAUUCUUGAAAGCAACCCUGCAACAUUUGAAGAGGCAGUGAAUACCUAUGUACAACUCCCAAAGCUACUGGGAGAAAAAGAAGAGAAGGCUGUUCCAGUGCACGUCUGGCUGAUGCCGCUGAAGAAUUUCAACCCCAAAGCUGCUGAGCUGAAGAAAGAGAUCACAGACAAAUCAGUAUGGAAUGCCCAGGAUAAUCUAGAAGAUUUAAGGGAAAUAGCAAUGAGAUGCAACGAUUCUCUAGAAGACAAAGUGAUAGAGAAUUUUCCUGUGAUUCAUAAACCGUUGAGCACUUUCCAAAAAUUGUGUGGUUAUAAAUGGGCGCCACUUGAUGUGAUGGCCGAUUACUUGAACUUCCCUAAAUUAGGAAGUACCAAUGAAGAUCCAUGGUACUACUCAGAUGAAGUUGUUACCAAAAUGAGAGAAAAAGCCAAAGCUUUCCAUCAAAUUGCCAACCCACUGAAGAACAACAGUCGAUUCCGUUUCCUCAUAGCAACCAUUGCAAACAAGAACUACACAGGCGCAACCAUCUACCAUUACAAGAACCACAUCCUGGUCAGUGAAGAUUUUUCAAAACCUGUCCUCCCUCCUGUGGAGACCAUCACAGACAGAAGAGAUCUCAUCUGGUAUGCCUGUGAUCUCAACCUGGACCCAAACACUGCAAACUACCACCUCACUCUGUCUGAGAGGAACAAGAAGGCAACACAUGGAGCACGGCAGUCAUAUCCUGAUCGCCCAGAGAGGUUUGAUAAACAUCCUCAGGUGUUGUGCAAAGAGAGCUUAUCUGGGCAACAUUACUGGGAGUUUGAGUGGAAUGAUUCUUCUGAAGAAGCUAUUUAUGUUGCCAUUGCAUACAGUGAAAUUGAGAGAAAAUCAGGCCGUCCAGAUAGUCUAAUUGGAAGAAAUACCAUAUCAUGGGCUUUUGGCAAAACUGCUGAUUCUGGAAAUAAGAAACACUCACUUAAAGCAUUUUAUAAUAAUCAGGUGUUGUGGAGCAGUCCUUAUCCCUCUGAUGACUGUAACAGAGUUGGGGUGUAUCUGGACUGGCCUGCUGGCACUCUGUCCUUCUACAGAGUCUCCUCUAACACACUGAGACACUUCUACACCUUUCGCACCACAUUCACUGAGCCUGUUUACCCAGGAUUCAUGGUCUAUUAUGAACAAAACUAUGCAUACCUGUGUCCACUUGAAUAGGAGUAAUACUUCUCGGAUUCUUGGUCUGUAAAUGGGGAUAUGGGUUUACAUUUUAUCUUGAACAUGAUUCACAAAUUUUAAACAAUGCAUUCAAACCCAGAGGGACCAGGAACAUUGAUGAUGUAAUCAAUAGCUGGCUGUAUGUGUGAUUUUCUAUCAAUAUGUUCACGUUGAUUUGAUGAUUUCAUUGCUUGAUAGAUAACAUAUCUAUUUUUAAUAUUGAGUUUCUAUUCUAAUUCUUGAUAGUUAAAGAUAAAGAGCUUAUAUUGAUACACAAGUGCUUCGUCAACACUUGUAUGUUAAAAUAUAACUCAUAGCUGAUGAAAAAAGAUUAAGUUAUUUUGUUGAAAUGAUCAUCAUAAAUUAGCUUAAGUGCCUUUUUGUUUUAUUUAGCAUUUAGUUUUUCUUUGUUCAGUAUUUUCUUAAAUAGUUGUCAGGAAGGAAUCAUGAAGUUAGUCUUUAAAGUCUGUACCUUAAGCUUGACUUUGAGAGGUAAUUUCUGGUUUGGCCACCGUAGGAGUUGAAAUGCACUCGGAAUAGGAGAAAGUAAUUUUCAGUUGGUUGUCAUAUACAAUUUCACCACUAGAUGGGAUACAUUCUUACACAAUGUAGCUUUAAGUACAUUGCUGAUGUUCAUAGAGUUGAAGAAAUGUAUUUUCCUGUUAAUCAGUUGAUGUUGAUUUGAUGCACAGCCUACUUCUCAAACUGCUUAGUGCUUCACAAUCAGUUUCAACUUUCAUCGCGUGUUACAUCACAAAUAAUUAUUUCUAUUGUAACUUUGUAUUUUAUUUCCUGAUACAUAAAGAUACUGAGCGUGUAUAAACAUGUGGUUGCUUUGUCUUUCCAAGUUAUUAUAACUCAUAGCUCUAAAAGAACAAGGAGUCCCUGGUAACAUAAUUUUGUUGCAAACCCUGCUGAUGUUUACAGAGCUGAAGAAAUGUCAGAUUCCUGUGACACUGCAACACCUGUUGGAUAUGUUUACUCUCUUCUUGAGCAGAAUAUUCAAUAAAGUGGAGACCUGACUUCA